Messenger RNA from Alnus glutinosa, 1424 nucleotides. RefSeq names its product E3 ubiquitin-protein ligase ATL6-like. Lineage: Eukaryota; Viridiplantae; Streptophyta; Magnoliopsida; Fagales; Betulaceae. Bases 102 to 1259 code for a protein of 385 amino acids. The record is from RefSeq and is a predicted model, not a curated record. The transcript has a single exon.
UCAUUUAUAAACCCCCCCCCACUCCUCACCCUCCGGAGCAUUCUCUCUUCUUGUGUACUCAUGCCCUCACUGCUUAGUUCAACUGCAACGAGCAACACAGCAUGAGCUUUAUUAACAACCGUCCGAUCUUUAGUCUACGAAGCCUCCCCUGCACCGCGAAGCAUGGAGGCGUUUCUCUGCUUUUGCUUGCUCUCCUAGCGCUGGAGAUUCCUUGGGCCGCCGCCCAGCCCGGCCCGGAGCAGAACCCCUACCAGUACGCCAAGUUCAGCCCCUCGAUGGCGAUAAUCGUCGUUGUUUUGGUUGCCGCCCUCUUCUUCAUGGGCUUCUUCUCCAUCUACAUCCGCAACUGCGCGGGGGCCCAGAACGGCAACAGCGUGGCGGCGCGCGUUUUCUCCCGACGCGCGGCGGCCGCGCGCGGGCUGGACCCGGAGGUGAUCCAGACCUUCCCGACCCUGGCCUACUCCUUGGUGAAGGGGCUGAAGAUCGGGAAAAGCGCGCUGGAGUGCGCGGUGUGCUUGAACGAGUUCGAGGACGAAGAAACGCUGCGCUUGAUCCCCAAGUGCGACCACGUGUUCCACCCGGAAUGCAUCGACGCCUGGUUGGCUUCCCACACCACGUGUCCCGUUUGCCGCGCCAACCUCAUCCCUCAACCCGGCGAGUCUGUCCACCUACCUACCGAGUUAUUGACCGAGUUAGACGUCGAAGCCCAAAACGGCGCCGUCCUCGAUGAGCCACCCAACCCAGAUCUCGAACGAGAAAAGGAACAAGGACCGGAAGAACCGGUGGUUAUAAACGUCAAGCAGACGUUGAAUCGGAACCGUACACGUAGGUCAAGCUCGGGCCGGACGCGUGGGCUUCCGUUUCCGCGGUCCCACUCGACAGGGCACUCGCUGGUCCAGCCGGGUGAGAACACGGAGCGGUUCACUUUGAGAUUGCCGAUCGAGGUGAGGAAGCAGAUAAUGAACCGGCAUCUGAGCCGGGCCACAAGCAUGGUGCUACUGCCAAGGGAAGGGAGUUCGAGGCGGGGGUACCGAACCGGAUGGGAGGGGAGUAGUAGAGGAAAGAGUUAUAGGCGGCUCGAGAACGGGGACCGGAUGUUAAAGUCAGACCGGUGGGUGUUUUCGAUGACGCCGCCGUUUCUCAUGAGAGCGAUUUCGUUAAAGUCAACGAAGGUGGUGGCCUCUAAUGAUGGUGAGGGCACUUCGGCUCGACCGGAAGGAUCAGGAUCAGGGAGUGAGUCGGUUCGACCUCCGGUUUAAGGCACAAUUUUUCAAUUUUGGAUUCUUCCAUGCAAUUUGUGUAAAUUUUUUUAUUUAUUUUUUUUAAUUUAUCCAGCGAACUUGGUCUAAAUUUGUAAAAUAGAUGUAUAAUAUUUUGUAUGUAAAUGGGAAUGUGCCAAUCCUAGCAUACAAACUUCAUUUGAA